AUGCAAAAUCUAGUGAGUCUCGAGGAAAUUGCCUGCCUUCCGGGUGGCUACCAAGAUGAUCACGAAGCUAAGGGAUUGCAUUUGCAAGUGUUAGAUUUUCCUUCCUCUUUUUCAAGUUUAAAUGAUUCAGAAUUCUCCCUUCUGGACAUGGUGUCACAAAAUGAGAAUGCUGAUCAAGAGAUGCUUGAUAUCAUGGACAGUUUCACAUCGUUUCCGCAAACAUCGCCCCAAGAACACGAUUCCGUUCCUACACCUGAUAAUCACAUAUUUGAGUUUCAGACUUUCAAUGACUUUGGAGAGUCUGCUCUGUCACUGGAAAUCACCCCUACUUCUAGCCUAGCACAGGAUAAUGAUUACAUCUACUCUAAAGAUGGCCCGAUUGAAGAAAGCACGGCGAUGCUGGUCUCAAUGGCUACCGAAGAACCGAAAACCUUUCGCGAAUGGGAUUUGGUGACCGCAGAGGCAUCAAAAAUGGGCUCAUCGGCAUUUUAUGAAUCGCAAAAAGAAGAAUGUCUAAGUGGAGGACACCACAAGGGUAGUAAGAAAACCAAGUACACAAAUCUGCAAGUUUCCUUUAACGAGACUAUUCCAGAGAAGCUAAAUCACUGGCUCAAUCAGCAUUUUUAUCCAUAUAUUCAGCCCAAUGGUAUCACAUAUGCCAGGUUUCGCAAAGUGCCUGAAAACGAUGAGUAUAUCUACAAGAGAAACCCCAAAGCGGAGAUUUUCCUUCCACCACGGUACUCGAAUUCUAGUGCUAACUACUACGAGCCAUUGGUGGUGAGAUACAGAAAGUCACACCAGGAACGAGGUCAAGGAGACGGCGAGGGGCUAUGCCCAUAUUGCCAAUCUGACGAUUUGAGCGAGUUAUUUUUUGAAAGAAAAGAUUCUAAUUAUCUCCAUCACGUCACUAAACUACAUGGUGUCUAUUCUAACGGAAUGGAGAUGCCUUUUCCUCGAAUGAUUGGCGAAGCUUUGGAGAUCAAGCAUCUCAAGACUCGCGGGAGAACAGAGCGAAGAGUUCAUAGCGUCGAAUGCGAGAAAUGUCACGAAACUGUCAAGAUUCAGCAGCUGGACUGCGAUAAAGAAGGAAACAAGUUUUUAGCGUAUUUCCGUCACAUGCUAGUUCACAACGAAAAGAAAAAUGUGGGCAAGCGCACUUCAAAAUUUAGUUUAUUCAGUUAA
Messenger RNA from Ogataea parapolymorpha DL-1, 1182 nucleotides. RefSeq lists its product as uncharacterized. The record is from RefSeq and is a predicted model, not a curated record. The transcript has a single exon. The coding region runs from base 1 to 1182 and encodes 393 amino acids. NCBI's taxonomy places the organism in Eukaryota, Fungi, Ascomycota, Pichiomycetes, Pichiales, Pichiaceae.